AUGCAUGAGGUAAACAUCCUCCUACGUCUUCUUCGUUCUAAAGUUAUUGCACCAGAGAAAAAAAAAGAAACCGAUUUUCGUGGCUUUAAAUGUGGAACUCGACUGGAGUUUAUUAUUUACGAAGGGUUUAGGUGGACUUAUGGUGGUGGAGUAGCAGCAGUCGCACAGGUGGUGAUGGCGGUGAUUUGGAACAACGAUGGGGGUGGCAGGAGGCCACUCCGGUGGUCUUCUGAUGCCCUGUUCUUGCUUCCUUCAGUUGCCCUAGAAUUACCACAAAGAUGUGGUCAACGUGUCAACCUGAUCUCAUGCAUCACCUCCACCUCUAAGACUACUCCAGGUACAAGUGAUUCCCAAAGCUUAGGAAAUUCCAUGGUCUACUUAUUGAGGUGGUGUUGGGCAGUAGGAGGCUGCUUCAGUGGCCUUCUACGUCUUAUUUCUUGCUUAAAAUUGCUAGUAAAAACAAAUGGGAUGAGGGAGAGAGCUGUGGUGAUCGAAAAUAGCAGCAACAAAGGGUUGGGGAUGUGCUCUCCGGUGGUAGCAGUGAAGGGUGGGGUGAUGGCAGUUUGGUGGCAGCAAGGUGGAUGA
Molecule: messenger RNA, 585 nt
Organism: Lactuca saligna
Lineage: Eukaryota; Viridiplantae; Streptophyta; Magnoliopsida; Asterales; Asteraceae
Source: the annotation of a GenBank genome assembly